CCUUUGUUCCAGCCUCGUGUUUCCUCCGGAGGGUUUAAAGCUCGUGCAGCAGUCAGAGCACGGUAAAGUUCCUCUGUAUGGAAGCGUCUCUGUUAUUAGUCCGAUAGUGUCAUUAGAUCGAUAGAUUACUGUAUUCCCGUGAUGCAGUGCGGCUGGUCUCUGUUAGGUCCGCUGCAGUGGAUCCGUUACAUCAACAAACAGGUGAAGGUGAAGACGGGAAAAGAUGAAGAACACCGCGGCUGGCUGCUCACCGUGGACCCGGUGUCCGCGAGUCUGGUUCUGGUGAACUUCCAUGACGAUGCGGUUGGGGGGGGCCGGGCCUCGGUUCAGGUGGUCAUGGGUCACGCUGUGCAGGAGGUGCAGGUCCUGCAGGAUGCGGACCAGGAGACCACGGAGCGCCUGCAGAGCUCCUUCCUCCCCCCGAGGGCCCGCCCCCUGGCCCCGGAGCAGCUGGGCCAGCGGCGGGCCGGCGUGCGCCGCUGGCUGGAAGAGAACCGGGUCCCGGUGCAGGAAGACGGAGAGGAACUGCUGGUCGCCGGCGCUCUGACCAUAAUGGCGCCGUAUGGACCCGAGGACUGCUGCAGCUCCAACCAGAUCAUACUGGACCGCGUCCAGAGACUGAUCCAGAGUCAGCCGGCAGCACUGCCCAAUCAUGGCGUAGAGUCGCCCAAUCACAGAGCAGAGGCGCCCAAUCACAGCGCAGCUCUGCCUGCCAAUCAACCCAUUCAGAGACUGAUCCAGAGUCAGACGGCGCCACCAGCCGACCAAUCAGAGCGCAGCAGCUGUGACUGACUGUCUGGGACAGUUUGAGUUCAGAUUAAGUUUUGUUUUCUGUCUUUUGUCCAAUAAAAAUCACUGAAGGUUGAA
This is a messenger RNA of Perca fluviatilis (European perch), 867 nucleotides long. It is a transcript of the gene gemin6, whose product is annotated as gem (nuclear organelle) associated protein 6. Lineage: Eukaryota; Metazoa; Chordata; Actinopteri; Perciformes; Percidae. The record is from RefSeq and is a predicted model, not a curated record. The coding region runs from base 142 to 792 and encodes 216 amino acids. Gene Ontology annotation, cellular component: nucleus; SMN complex. Gene Ontology annotation, biological process: spliceosomal snRNP assembly; spliceosomal complex assembly. The transcript is spliced from 3 exons.